AUGCUGCUGCUGGGCGCCCUGCUGCUGGCCCUGGCGCUGCUGUCUGCGCGGAGGCUGGCGCGCUGGCGCGCCGGCCCGGGGCUCAAGCAGCCCCGGAGCCUGCCGGCCCUGCCGCUCCUGGGGAGCCUGCUGCAGCUGGCCGGCCACCCCCAGCUCCACCUGCACCUCUGGCGCCUGCAGGGCCGCUACGGCAGCCUCUACGCCCUCUGGAUGGGCUCCCACUACGUCGUCGUGGUCAACAGCUACCGCCACGCCAAGGAGGUGCUGCUCAAGAAGGGCAAGGCCUUCGCCGGACGACCCCGCACCGUGACCACGGACCUGCUGUCGCGGGGAGGCAAGGACAUCGCCUUCGCCAGCUACAGCCCCCUGUGGAAGUUCCAGCGCAAGCUGGUGCACGCGGCCCUCUCCAUGUUCGGGGAGGGCUCGCUCGCCCUCGAGAAGAUCAUCUGCCGGGAGGCGGCAUCCCUGUGUGAAACGCUCAGCACUGCCCAGGAUAUGGCCCUGGAUGUGGCCCCAGAGCUCACACGAGCUGUCACCAAUGUGGUCUGUUCGCUCUGCUUCAACUCUUCAUACCAGCGUGGAGACCCUGAGUUUGAGGCCAUGCUGGAGUACAGCCAGGGCAUUGUGGACACUGUGGCCAAGGAGAGUUUGGUGGACAUCUUCCCUUGGCUCCAGAUCUUCCCCAACAAGGACUUGGCCUUGCUGAAGAGAUGCAUCAAGGUCAGGGACCAGCUGCUCCAGAAGAAGUUUGCUGAACACAAGGAAGCCUUUUGUGGUGACACCGUGAGGGACCUCAUGGACGCCCUCCUGCAAGUGAGACUCAGCGCUGAGAACAGCAGCCCCCCAGCGCUGGGGCUGUCGCUGACAGAUGACCAUCUGCUCAUGACAGUGGGGGAUAUCUUCGGGGCAGGCGUGGAGACCACCACGACCGUACUCAAGUGGGCUGUGCUCUACUUGCUCCACUACCCUGAGGUCCAGAGGAAAAUCCAGGAGGAGAUGGACCAGAAAAUUGGCCUGGCACGUCACCCCCACCUCAGCGACCGCCCACUGCUGCCCUACCUGGAGGCCACCAUCAGUGAAGUGCUGCGCAUCCGGCCCGUGUCCCCUCUGCUCAUCCCGCACGUGUCCCUUGCUGACACCAGCAUCGGGGAAUACUCCAUCCCCAAGGGCGCCAGGGUCGUCAUCAACCUCUGGUCCGUGCACCACGACGAGAAGGAGUGGGACAAGCCUGAGGAAUUCAACCCUGGCCGCUUCCUGGACAAGCAGGGCCAGCACAUCCAUUCGCCCUCACCCAGCUACCUGCCCUUUGGGGCCGGGAUCCGCGUGUGCCUGGGCGAAGUCCUGGCCAAGAUGGAGCUCUUCCUCUUCCUGGCGUGGGUGCUGCAGAGGUUCACGCUGGAGUGCCCCCAGGGCCAGCCCCUGCCCUCGCUGGAGGGCAAGUUUGGCGUCGUGCUGCAGGUGCAGAAGUUUCGGGUGAAGGCCAGGCUGCGGGAGGCCUGGCGGGCGGCCUCGUGACGAGGCCGAGCCCCAGAUCCGGGCUGGCAGGUGGGAUGGGACAGGAGGGGCUGGGUGGGCACUGUGGGACCGCAGAAGCCACGCGCUGCCUGUCCCGCACGUGCG
This is a messenger RNA of Rhea pennata, 1620 nucleotides long. Its product is annotated as steroid 17-alpha-hydroxylase/17,20 lyase. Gene Ontology annotation, molecular function: heme binding; iron ion binding; steroid 17-alpha-monooxygenase activity. Gene Ontology annotation, biological process: hormone biosynthetic process; progesterone metabolic process. The transcript has 8 exons. NCBI's taxonomy places the organism in Eukaryota, Metazoa, Chordata, Aves, Rheiformes, Rheidae. The record is from RefSeq and is a predicted model, not a curated record. Bases 1 to 1515 code for a protein of 504 amino acids.